Molecule: messenger RNA, 390 nt
Organism: Ceratina calcarata
Lineage: Eukaryota; Metazoa; Arthropoda; Insecta; Hymenoptera; Apidae
Product: aromatic-L-amino-acid decarboxylase-like
Exons: 2
Biological process (GO): amino acid metabolic process; catecholamine metabolic process; carboxylic acid metabolic process
Cellular component (GO): cytoplasm
Molecular function (GO): pyridoxal phosphate binding; aromatic-L-amino-acid decarboxylase activity
Source: RefSeq, a predicted model, not a curated record
UCUCAUAAUGAUUCUCAUUGAUGAGAAUCAUUUUUCUCUCCUCCAAUAAUAUAAUUAGCGUCUUCAAUCCCAGGUUAAAAGAUUCCAGGAAGCUUGUUCAAGCUUUCAGCGUAGACAGAAUUUAUUUAGACCACGAUAAACAGGGACUCGUCCCAGAUUACAGGCAUUGGCAAAUUCCUUUGGGCCGUCGUUUCCGUGCGAUGAAGCUUUGGUUCGUACUACGGCUGUACGGAGUGGAGGGUCUUCAAAAGCAUAUAAGGCACACCAUAAAGUUGGCUCAGUUUUUCGAAAGCUACAUAAAAUCUGACAGCAGAUUCGAAAUUGUGACAGACAGUAUGAUGGGCUUGAUUUGUUUUAGAAUGAAGGUAUAUGCAAUUUACGGAAAUAUAA